Rhinichthys klamathensis goyatoka is the source of this 622-nucleotide messenger RNA. It is a transcript of the gene smc4, whose product is annotated as structural maintenance of chromosomes 4. The record is from RefSeq and is a predicted model, not a curated record. The annotation marks the transcript as partial. The transcript is spliced from 4 exons. Lineage: Eukaryota; Metazoa; Chordata; Actinopteri; Cypriniformes; Leuciscidae. Gene Ontology annotation, biological process: mitotic chromosome condensation.
UACUCUCUGAACUCUCAGUACAUGCGAAUCCGUUUCAGAGGAACUCAACGCGGACUAAACUCGACGAGCGUGAGGGAAUCAGCCGAACCAGACAGAGGUCAUCAUGCCUGCGAAGACCAGCAAGAGCUCGACGGCCUCCCGGAGAGCGGCGGAGGCGCGGGACGCGUGCGACGGCGAUAGUGAUGAUGGUGCCGCGAAGAGCGUCCCUGCACCGGGCCGCGCGCACGGGAACGCUGCAGAAGUGUGUGUGGGCGAGCCGGUGGAGGUGCUGGACCAGCGCAGUCUGCAGGAGAUCCUGGAGAGCGUGGCCCCCCCGCCGCCCCCAGCCAUGAGCUCUGAGCCCGGGGCCCCGCGCCUCAUGAUCACACACAUCCUCAACAGGAACUUCAAGUCCUACGCCGGGGAGCAGAUCCUGGGCCCCUUCCACAAGCGCUUCUCCUGUAUCAUCGGGCCGAACGGCAGUGGCAAGUCCAACGUGAUCGACUCCAUGCUGUUUGUGUUCGGGUACCGGGCCCAGAAGAUCCGCUCGAAGAAGCUGUCGGUGCUGAUCCACAGCUCAGACGAGCACCCAGACCUGCAGAGCUGCACUGUGGAGGUGCACUUCCAGAAGAUCACCGACCAG